GUUAUAGAGAUUUUUCUUCGUGGACGUGGCCUGCUGUAAAACCCGUAAAAAAUUGCAAAUUUAUUGAAAAAACUAACCAAUUUCGAGAAUGCGAAGUCCCUCGGCAGCAGUUUCGACAAUGCAAAGGAUUUGUCUGAUAUAAUGACUGGCAGCUUUAAGGUGCAACUCAUCAACAUGGGCACUCGUGCUGCCGCCUUUCAGGCAAAAUUGAGAGCCCUUCAUGAAUACCAUGUACGCCUAUUGCACAACGUCUUACCUGCGCCCUCUGGCGUCGAUAUUGCUAACAAUAUCAAAUACUUUUCUCAAACUCUACUAACUGUCCUAAAGGAUGUGCGCACCUCACCGCACGAACUUAUACGCGAUCCCCUCGAGGAUCCCACUCGCAUGUCUGCCUAUCCCAAUCUUGAAUAUGGCAACCUCUAUAACGCUCUUACUAUGCUCAUCGAUGUGGCACCUUGCAUCCAGUAUGGACAAAUCGUUUUCGGGAAAGCCCUCUUGCAGUGCCUCAGCUGCAUCCUACCCUUCCUAGACAAGGAUCUUAUCGAUAAUCUACCCUAUCUAGUCAGCUCUACUAUAUCUGUGCUACCACCAGCCUUACACCAGGACAUUGUCAAUGCUCUAUGCUACUAUAUACUACCAUUUACCAUAACACGACGGAGCUCCGAUGAGCAGGAGUGCCAGGCCUGCCAGUCUGUCUCCUCAGUUAUAAUGAUGGUCCUGCAGUACUCCAACAACCCAGCACAUCACUGCCAGUUGCUGGAGUGUCUCAUGACUCUCAAACACAACGUGGUCAAGGACAUCCUUUGCGUUGUGGCCUAUGGCACGGCUGUCUCACGCUCCUCGGCCGCCAAACUGCUCUUCUACUACUGGCCCGCUUUCGACGCCAAUCUCUUUGAUCGCAAAGUGCUGCUCUCUAAAUUAACUAAUGACCUUGUGCCCUUUACCUGCCAGCGGGAGCACUGCCCCAAUGCCGGCAACGCAGAGGCGGCCAAGGUCUGCUAUGAUCAUAGCAUCAGCAUUACCUACGCCCCCGACUGUCCGCCGCCCCUCUAUCUCUGCAUCGAAUGCGCCAACGAGAUUCAUCGCGAACACGCCAACCUGGAGUUCGGCGACAUCCUGCACCCCAUGCAGCAGGUUUCCAUGGUCUGCGAGAACAAGAACUGCCGCUCCAACGAAAAGUCCGCCUUCUCCAUCUGCUUCUCCACGGAAUGCGCCAGCUUCAAUGGAAACCAUCCGAUCCGCUACUGCAGCCAGUGUCACAGCAAUAGGCACAAUUCGCGGCGAGGUGGCGACCACGUCGUCCAUCGCAGCCUACAGCCCGCCUGGCAAAUGGACCCCGAGAUGCAGAUGCACAUGGUGGAGUCAGUCGUCAGCCUACUGCGUGAGGCCAAGCCUUUGAAUUUUGAGCCUGGCAAGGAGUCUUCGUCCUCAGAGUCCAAGAAAAAUGGCUCUUCUCUCACGGCCGACAAUAUUUCUCUGGAAGAACGCCAGCGUUUGGGCCGAUACGGCAUCUGGCUACUCGUAGGACGUUGCACGCCCAAUGCCGACACUCCCGUGGAAGUCCUGGGCAGGAUCCUCAGCAUGCUGUUCCAUUGGUUCCAUGUCACCGCCUAUUCGUACGAUGCUGCUGGUCAAGUAGAGAGCACCAUAGAGAAGCUAAAGGUUGAUCACGUGUGCAACUGGCUAAAGGACAUUUGCCGCAUCCACUACAACGUCUUCAUCUCCUGUCUGCUCCCCCAUCCCCCGGAGUAUGCCCGAGUUGGUGGCCACUGGGAGACACUGGCCUCCAGGACCAGUCACCUCAAGGAGGGCCUCCAACGUUUGAUUUGCCUGGUGCCAUACGAGGUGAUCACCUCGGAGAUCUGGGACUAUGUGAUGCCACACUGGAUGGAAGCCAUCACCAACGACGUGGCCGAGAAGGAGCUGAACGAAUUGAAGAUCGUGCUAAGCAAGAUACUCGAUCCAGAGAUGUCGCCACUUGGUUUUGAUGCCAAGACCAUGUACAACUUUGUAGCCAUACGGUUCGAGAAGACGACGGCCAAGGUGCAGCAGCAGGCCCUUCACUGGCUACAGAUCCUCACCAAGCUGGAGAUCCUCAUUCCGCUGGUCCAGCUUUUCGCCAUGUUCGGUGACGGGGUGCGCAUUAUGAAGUAUGGCAUCCAACACGAGUUGAUGAGGGAGAAGGAUGCUCAGUCGCAGACAAAAGCCCCGAAAACUCCUUGCAAGGAGAGCAAGGAGACCAAGGCGGACAUGGCUAAUCCUCCCAGACGCAGCUCCAUUUCGCCCGUUGUGGAAGAUGAUUCUGGCAACACCUCUGCUAUUUCUGAUGAUGAGGCCCCCACCAAUCGCCACACGGAGUUCUCAACGGAUGCCGAGCAUAAUCUCACCUGCUGCAUCCUUAUGCUGGACAUCCUUCUAAAGCAGAUGGAGCUGCAGGACGUGGAGCAGCACAUGGGCAUCCAUACGAGCGUCUGUGAGAAUGUUUCGCGUCUCAUCAAGUGCAUGGUGACGGCAGCUCGAGUGGGUCUCAGUAGUCACGUAUGUGCCCUGAAGGUCGCAGAAUGCGCUUAUUGCGAGGCAUCUAUUAUGUGGCAUCAACUCUCCACCAAGCUGGUUCAGUUCAUGGCUCCACUGAAUCCCGUCAGACCCCCUGAUGUACCCAUUGAGGACAUUAUUGAAGAGGAGAAAUCCUCGCGAAAGUCCCCGCCAGAAUCCGACAAAGAGAAGACUCGCGAUAGAGACGUUUCCCUAUCCAUGGCACCGCUACCCAUUCCCCUGGGACCCCUUGGAGGCUUUGCAGAUAUCUUUAAGCUAGAUCAAUUCUUUUCAGACGAUGGAAAAAUUAUUAUAAUGGCAGGUCCUGUGCCGGUGGCCGUGCCCCAACCCGAACCCCACUCCGUGGGCGGAGUGCUCGUCCACAUGCCCCACGUCUGUUCCAAUAACGAAAAUGGGCAUUCAGUUGAUAGUAAUGAAUUGAGAAAAGUUCACGCCACAAACGAGAUCAUGACGGCGACGGUAGAAACUGUUUCAGAGCAGCUCGACCUGGCCUCCAUUCUGCCCACAGACCGGGCCAUAGCCCGCUCUAUAACCCUGUCCGAUGCGGACGUCGGCAGCGCCAAUGUCAGCGUCACCAAGGCAUCGGUCAUGGGUGAGAACGGCGCCAAUGGCACGGGAGCCUGUGGCGGCGGAGGCGGUGGCGAGAACGGAAGCGGCUCCGAGGAGGACGAGGAGGAGGAGGACAGCGACGACUUCUGGCACACCUCCGUGGGCAAGUUCAAGUUCACCCUGGAUACGCUACCACAGCCGCUUCAGUAUAUUCAUCAGCUUUUGACGGAAAUCCCAACUAUUAAAAAGCCGGAGAUCCUGUACUAUGUCCUGCAGUGCCUCAAUACAAUGGCCCUCCAUGGAGAUGCUCUGGCCAAGGCAGCCAAAGAGCAACGUGGCUUCUUCAUCUGGUGCCAGGAGAACUUAUUGAUCAAGAACCUCUGGGAGCUAUGCAACGCGGAGCACUCUCACAUCUGUCAGGUGGGCGUGCCACUGCUGCUGCACUGCAUCACGCUGCCGCUCGGCUCGGACGUCUUUUGGCGCGUGGUGCAGGAGGCCUUCCACGACACGGACUGGCGCGUCCGGUUCACGGCAGUGGAGCGAGUCACCGUGAUUACCCGUUUCAUGGACUCCACCCCGCUGCGCUCCGAGGUGGGCCUGCAGACGGCCCUGGCCACCGCCUUCUGUCACUUGAUCGCCAGCAUGGACGACAUCAAUGUGUACGUGGCGCAGCGGGCUACCCUAUACAUCGGAACUAUUCAUGACACGGCAAUUCGGUCGCUGCUCUUCUGCCUGGAGUCGCAGUUCGAUCUGUUCAUCGUGGACCGGCCGGUGGUCCUGCAAUCCGUCUACCAGCUCCACAACUCCCUCUCUGACCGAAAGAUGCUCGGCUGGGAGUUCUUCCUUAACCGCUUCGACACCCUCUUCGUGGAGGCCCAGAUCAACCUGGAAAAGUGCGGCGACAUCUCCUACUUAAGGGAUCUCCGUAACUCGGACAACGGCAGUGAGGCCCUGUCCGCCAAGAUCCAGAAGGCCCGGGAAGCUCUCAGCCAGUCCGACACGAGCGGCUGCAUGGCCAAAACCCUGAGCGCCUCCUUUGGCACAAAGUGGCCCUACAAGCGGACCAUGUCCGCCCCUGCCAGCAUGGCACCGCGCCAGGACAGCAAGUUUAUUCCCGAGAAGGAGAAGAUAUACAGUCGGCAGGUGUCGGCGCCGAUCCUCAAGAGGAAGACAUCACGCUUCGGACUGGGUCAGUUCCUGGGCAGUAGUAGUGGGGGGGCCUCUGGCAGCAGCCAGUCGGCGAAUCCUACGGCAGCGGGCUCCUCACGUCCCAAGCCGCCACCUUGUCCAGUUCACCAACCGUCGCACACGGCCUUUCCCUAUCACCACCACCACCCGUACCCGCAUCCACACCCUCACCCUCACCCCCACCAUCACCCGCAUCACCAUGCCGGUAGUAGUGCACAUGUAGCAACCACAACCAGUCUGGGCUCGGGCCACAGUCAGAGCCACCAAUACCUGGUGCACUGCGUGCCGCCCAGUCACCAUAGUCCGAUGCCCACGCUGCAGGAGGCGGAGACGCUGCUCCGCUCCCAGGUAGCCGCCGAUGCCGCCGCCGCAGCAGCUUCAGCAGCUUCAGGGUCAUCGUUCAUCCAGGAGGCAUCGGGAGGAUCCAACUCGGCGAAUCCCCCGCCCCAACACUCUUUUCACUCCCACUUCCAAAAGCAUCCGUCGGCACCCAACCUGCUGCCCACGCAGCCAGCCACCGUGCCGGCCCCUAGUCCCAGCCCCUCGGCUCUGGCUUUCCCCCUGCACUGCACUUGCGAUGCCGCAACCCACCUGUCGCAUUCGCAGGGCGCGGGUGCGGCGGCCACCGGCAGCUCGGCGAAUCCAGAUGGUCACAUCCAUUCGUUAGGCGGCUUGAACGAUGAGAAUCUGAUUGGCUUGCUCUCAAGGAUCACGGAACUGGAGGAGUCCGAUCGGGAGACCAUUCACUUGCUAGUCUUCAUGCUCAUGCAGUUCAUGUCCCGCACGGAUCAGGCCUUUCCCUCGGAGGACAAGCCAGUGACCAAGACCCAGAACAUUGUUUUGAAGCAUCUAUUCCUUCUACUUGGACAUAAUCAGAUCGACAAGACCUUCCACACCACACCGGAAUCUCUAAGAGUGUCGGCCGUAUUCAAUGCCUUCCUGGCCAAUUUGCCACAAGUCCUGGAUCAAAACCACUUGAUUGGUGGGCUAAUCCUGCCCUCGGUUAUGCAGAUUAUCCUUUAUGCCCCGAAUCCGACCAGUACUUCUGGCGAAUCCUAUCAGAACAUCGUCUUCAACUACUCGUUAUGGCACCUGGAACAAUACCCCCGCCGCAACUGGCUCUUCACCCUGCUGGUGGUGCUCUACAAGUACUCGUACACCCAACCACCUCUCAGUGGCUAUGUAAUCUCUGCCAUCCGGAUGAUCAUGAACAGCUUGCGUGGUCACUUCCAUCAGUGUCGUCGUAUUCCCACAACCACCAUUCUGGAUAUUCAGGGUGUGGGUGGAGCUGCCAGAUCCCGGGAUGUAAGUCAGCCAUCUCUUGGUACUGACCCGGACGACAAAGAGGCCAGUCCUCCGGCCAGCCCGAUGUUCCCUUCGGAGGGCACCAGUGCCGCCUCCAAGAGCAAAGGCCAGAAUGUGGCCUUCACUCCCAAACUUCAGCAUGCCUUCAGGAAGUACAACGACUCCAGUCUUGACGCGGAUGAGACGGAGUCGGAACUGGUAGCCAUUCCAGAAAGCGAUCUUUCAGACAGUACUUUGCAUGGCAGUAGCGCUCCGGGUUCUUUUGACGACACCAUUCACUUCGAGGAUGUCAUGCCCCGCACUCGACGCACUUUGGAAUACACAGAAGAGAAAUCGACAAAAUCGCACAAAUCCAUGAUCACCACCAAAGUGGGGGAUACAUAUACCACAAAGAUCAAGGCCACCACCAGCAGUGAGGUAACUACCCACACCAGACACAGUCUCCAGGAAGGAGUGCGCAUGAUUGUGACCCCUCUAGUGGGUGCUGAGACUACCGAGACGGCGAUCAUAAGUCCGCCAGUCGAUGUGCACCGGGCGGUGACCGUCCGCAACAAGUCCCUGGAGAACGCGGCUGCCUCCACCUCGAAGAUGUUUGCCGCCAUCGCCACGAAUCACCUGAAGGCACUGGGUGCCCUCCAGGACUUGCCAACAGGAGGAGAAAGGAAGCCAGUUGAUGGAUCCAGCAGCGGUAGUGGCAGUGGAAGCCGAUCCGCUAAUGGUACCGGUGCCAACGAUAGCGGUGCUCUUGCUGCUGCUCCCGGACAGGCUCCAGGCUCCAAGCCUAUUGGUCGCCACAAGACUAUAGUGGAAUGCAGCGCUGGAAACUCUAGCUCCUCGGCAGAUGAUUCUCGACAAAAGAAGACCCAAACCAAGUCCCUAAAGCGCGUAGACAAGAAUUAUGGCUCUCCGGAAUCUCCUCUCUCCAAAAUGAGUGUGAUGCCAAAUCCCCGGGACGAGGUAGACGAGGGUAUGAAGAGCCUACCGCCUCCAAAGAGUAUUGCUGCCUUGGAGAUACCCACACCGGAGCGCCUGCUUCCCAUUGGCACCCAGGACACGGUGGUCACCUUGGUGGAACGGGUAAGGGAUGGCCUGAAUCUGCCGGACAUCAGCCAUCUCAAACAGGACAGUCUGGACGUGUCGGAGAGCACCAAGGAUGACGCUACUCCCAGCAGCCGGACCAACUCUCCACGCCGCUUGAUUAAGCAAGUAGCGUUGGAGUCGCCACCCAAUCCCAAUGCACAGCUUCCUUCCCAGCCGCCAGCUGACUUGCACACCUCCAUCUUGAAGAACGUCCAGCAGGAGCUGAAGCAAACUGCUGGUGGGUCCGGAGGAGCUGGUGGACUGACAACCAGCAACAGCAUCAAGAGACCUCGCCAGAAACUGGCUCCCUUCAAUGUGGACACCAACGCUAUUCCGGACAUCCGGUCACGUUUCGCAGGGUCAUGGCCACCGCCACCAUUCCAACCCGUGGAUCCUGAGCCUGAUGACGAGAUGGAUGAGGGCGAAAUCGAAGCUAGCAAUGGCCAUGGACCACAUGCCACUCCCCAUGCUCCUCGAGGAAGCUCCCGUCGGGUUGGUGAUUACACCAUCGUGGAGCGCUGCUCGGACUGUGGUGCCCAUAUCGAGGAGUACACCGAUGAAGAGAUUGGCAUAUUCAUAGUGAUCCUAGGAACUUUUAUUCAUCGCGAACCGGCAAUGGCAGCCCCUUUCCUACCCGAGAUUUUGACCAUGACAUCCCGAAUCUGCUUGAGCUGCACUCACGCCUGGCAGGGUGAGAAUGGCCCUCCAUUGGCGAGCAGUGCCCAGGCAGUUGCCCUGCAGUUCUUCCGCUGCGUACUCCACCAACUAGCUCCCAAUGGCAUCUUCUUGCAGGUGUUCCAAACCCAAAUGAAGAUGAAAAUCCGACACAACCACUUCCGCAGCAUUGCUAAAGCUUUGCAGGAUUUCCAGGAUCUUAACGUCACCAGUCCCAUUUACAUGGUCUGCGAGUCCCUCAUCUCCAAGAAGGCCCUGCCUAUUGACCAACUUCCGGUCAUUUUCCGUAACAUGGCCGAGUACCUGAACCUCCAAUGCGUUCCGGCCGAGGCUGGUGUAGGCUUGGCGGUCUGGUCCCAGGCGAUGCAGGCCAUGGAAUCGCUACUCCGACAGGUCAUUGUGAUCAUGCCAAGUCUAAGCAACGCAGAGUACAUGCUGGACAUCAUUGCGGCAACUUUGCGGCUCAACUGUGUACCCAAAACCCUUUUAGAUCCCUAUUCCAAGAUCAUGGCCUAUUGCGUGCAACACACUAAUCUGGAGUACCAGACUCUUUACGAACUCUGCACCCUCAACACUCGCUCCUUCAGCAAGGAUAGGGAUAAGAACCUCCUCUGCCGGCAGAUGAUCUUCGAGUUCGUUCAGGCCCUCAAGUUCAAGACGAACAUUCCGGACCAUAAUCUGCUCACAAUUAUUGGAUUUGUUCUGCUUGACGCUGGCGGAACUUUGCCACCUGGAGCUGCUCCAGGUCUGCCAGAUGCGGCUCCUCUUCUGACCACCAAUGCCGCCGACUGCUUGAGGCAGUACAUCAAUGAUGUGAUCGAUUUCCUGGCCGAUUUCCACACUCUCAGCAAGAUCAAGAACGGUCAGACGAGCAACGGUCUUGGCGAGGAUACCCUGGGCGGAGUACUUAAGGGGGCUGUGGCCCAGUAUCUGGCCCUGGAGAUGUCCCGUGGAAACUCCCGAGACAACAAAGCCGUGGCCCGAUAUCUUCCCUGGCUGAAUAAUGCUCCCUCUUCUCUCCAACAAGGACCCAAAGAGUUCACUGAAUGCGUCGGACACAUGCGGUUGCUAUCCUGGCUGCUUCUCGGCUCACUUACCCACAUGGCUCUAAUGCAACGACGCCAGGAGACACACACAAUUCCCACCCCAAUGCCUCCGAUUCCGGCACCUGGUCAGGGACCCAUUCCCGCAGCCAGCGUCCACUACCAGCACCAGGGAGUAACCUACUCUCAGCCCGUACCACAAGAGGCAUCCUGCCACAUCGCCGACCACAUACAGGUCAUCUUCGCUGGCUUUGCGGAACAGUCCAAGACUUCCGUGCUGCACAUGUCCUCGCUAUUCCACGCCUUUACCCUGUGCCAAUUGUGGACAGUCUACCUUGAGCAGAUGUCCCACAACACGAAUAACAAUUCAGAGGGCAGCACGCUAGGUGUGCUGUUCGAGUUCUGGGCCAAGGUCACACCCUGCAUUUUGCAGCUGGUGUCCCAUGCCAAGCCAACGGCCAAUAAGGACCAGCCGCAGACCCCCGUGGAUUUCCAGACCCAGAGUGCCAACUCCAAGCUUUCCGAAAUGGUGAAUCUACACUUCCUUAGUCUGCUUGAGGCCCUGAAGGACACCAAUUCAACGGUUCUGGGCAAGCUACUGCCCAUGUGGAGUCCAGUGCUAUCCUCGCAGACCCAACUUUCGGACACUCUGCAUGUCCGCCUGCAGAACGUAAGGGACUACGCCCCAGAUUACGAGGAGCAGCAGGCCUUUAAGUCGGAGGCUUUACUGAAGUGGCUUCAACGUCUCCAGUUCAAAAUGGGACAAAUUGAGCUCCAGGCUUCCACAGCCACGCAGUUCUACUCUAUCUAAAUUGUAAACAUGCACCAUGCAAUAGUUUAAUGCAGUCUUAAUAGUAAUUGUUGCUUAUACGAAUAAAUAUUUCACAAUUUGUUUGAAACAA
Molecule: messenger RNA, 9298 nt
Organism: Drosophila bipectinata
Lineage: Eukaryota; Metazoa; Arthropoda; Insecta; Diptera; Drosophilidae
Gene: unc79
Product: UNC-79 domain-containing protein
Molecular function (GO): protein binding
Source: RefSeq, a predicted model, not a curated record